Penicillium canariense is the source of this 927-nucleotide messenger RNA. Its product is annotated as alpha/beta hydrolase. The transcript has a single exon. The record is from RefSeq and is a predicted model, not a curated record. Gene Ontology annotation, molecular function: hydrolase activity. Lineage: Eukaryota; Fungi; Ascomycota; Eurotiomycetes; Eurotiales; Aspergillaceae. The coding region runs from base 1 to 927 and encodes 308 amino acids.
AUGGCACCUUUCUUCUCCAAACUGGCUGCGAAUCCCCGAGCUCCAAUGACUGAUCCGAUCACGAUCCGAUCGGUGGUGCAGCCCAGCAUAGCAAAAUGCCUGGAAGAACUUCCCGAAUUUCCUGAGAUCGAUCAUGAAGUUCAUCACAUUACCUCCUAUGAUGGAAAGACUAUUGCCAUCCACCGGUUUUGGAAGAAGGGUCUGAAUACAACGACACCCGGACCCGCCCUGGUGCAUACCCACGGCGGGGGCACCAUCCUGGGCAAUGUGGGCAUGUUCCACGGGUACCUCAAACAGCAGAUUCAGCAGCACGGGAUCCAGAUUUUCUCGGUUGGCUACCGCUCGGCGCCCGAGAACCCCUUCCCCACACCCGUCGAGGACUGCUACGCCGGUCUGCUCUGGGUCAACCAGCACGCGGCCCGAUUUUCGAUCAACCCAAAUCGACUUGGCGUGAUGGGCGCGAGUGCUGGGGGCAACCUGGCGGCUGGCAUCACGUUGAUGGCCCGCGACCGCGGGUUCGCACCCCCGGUGGCGAAGCAGAUUCUUAUCUACCCCAUGCUAGACGAUCGCAACACGGCCCCGUACCCGGCCCUCCAGGACCUGGUCAUGUGGCCGACAGAGUCCAGCAUCGUGGCCUGGUCAGCCUACCUGGGGGCGGAGUUUGGCACCGAUAGCGUCUCGCCCUAUGCAGCCCCGGCGAGGGCGGCCAGUGUGGAGGGGUUGCCCCCAACAUAUCUGGAAAUUGGGAAUCUGGAUAUCUUCCGCGAUGAGGUGCUGGAGUUCGCCUCGAGGAUUGCUGCGGCCAACAUCGAGCUGGAAAUCCACAUGUAUCCGGGUCUGCCGCAUGGGUACGAUAUGUUUGCGCCUGUAUCCACGGCUGCGCAGAGGGCGAUCACUGACCGGGUGCGCGCGGCCGUGGCUCUGUAG